AUGACGCACAAAAGCCGUGGCACGUGUGUCUGCAAUCUUCCACUGAUACUGCUGCUGGUUCACGCGUUGAGCGGAUCUGUCGAUGGAAAGCGAGAAAUUCCCGUCGGCGCCAUUUUCCAUCAGGUACCGGACCACAGCUAUGAGUCUGAGAUUGCUUUCCGCUAUGCGAUCGAGCGUGUUAAUAUGCACGAGAAGCAUUUCGAGCUGGUCCCGAUCGUGCGCUACGUUUCGCCGGAGGACAGCUUCAAGACGGAGCGCAAGGUGUGCGAGCUGGCGGCGGAGGGUGUAACGGCCGUGUUCGGACCAUCCUCCAUUCUGACAUCCGGUAUCGUCGGGUCCAUCUGCAAGACGCUUGAGAUACCGCACAUUAUCACGCACUGGGAUCCGGAACCGCUGGGCGGCAUUGAUCCGGAGCUGCAGGCGAUGACGAUUAACCUAUACCCGGAGGCGGAUGUACUGUCACGUGCACUGGCAGACCUGAUCGUCGACUAUAGCUGGAAAAGCUUCACUAUCAUCUACGACUCGGACGAGGGUUUGAUGCGGUUGAAAGACAUUCUGCAGAUCCAUGGGCCGAGCGAUGCACCCAUCACGGUCCGCCAGAUCGAUGACGAUCCCGACUAUAGACCGCUGCUGAAAGACAUCCAGUCCUCCGGUGAGUCCCACAUCAUACUCGAGAUACGGCCCGAUCGCAUACUGGAGCUGCUGCGCCAGGCCAAGGAGGUGAAGAUGUUGGAAGAAUACCAGAGCUACAUCAUCACCUCGCUCGACGCACACACGAUCGACUUUGAGGAGCUGCGCUACUCGCGCUCCAACAUUACCGCACUGCGGCUUAUGGACACGAAAAGCUUCGACAUCAAGAACGCCGUGCACGACUGGGAGCAAGGGGAGGCACGUAUGAAACGGCAGUUCCGGGUUUCUCACGAGCACGUACACACCGAGUCCGCACUUUACAACGAUGCGGUCAAGAUCUACGCCACGGCGAUCCGUGAACUAGACGCAACAGAAGAGAUCACCCCAUCCCGGCUGUCCUGUGGCAGCAAAAACCUGCGACAAUGGCCAUUUGGGCUGCGGAUUAUUAACUACAUGAAAGUGAAAACUGAGCACGGCAUCACGGGUCCAAUCAUAUUCGAUGAUUUCGGUCGUAGAGCUCACUUCCACCUGGACAUUAUAGAGCUGAGCAAGGAUGAGGGCUUCAAGAAGAUUGCUACCUGGGAUCCAACGCACGGUGUGAAUUAUACGCGCAGUCAAGGUGAGGUCUACUCUCAGAUCGUAGAGUCCUUGCAGAACAAGACCUUCAUCGUGGCGUCCCGCAUCGGUGCCCCAUUUCUUAUGUUUAAAGAGAAAAAAGAUGGCGAAUUUCUGGAGGGCAACAACCGCUUCGAGGGCUACUCGCUGGAGCUGAUUGACGGUAUUUCAAAAAUUCUCGGCUUUCAGUACAGGAUGGAACUGGUGCCGGAUGGAAAAUAUGGUUCCUACAACAAGGUUACCAAAAAGUGGGACGGUCUCGUUAAGCACCUGCUAGACCGUAAAGCGGACCUUGCUGUUUGCGACUUGACAAUCACAUAUGAGCGUAGAACAGCCGUUGACUUUACGAUGCCCUUCAUGACUUUAGGUAUUAGCAUAUUGUACGCCAAACCCGUUCAGCAACCGAAGGAUCUGUUCUCUUUCUUGUCUCCACUCUCGUUGGACGUUUGGAUCUACAUGGCGACGGCGUAUCUCGGCGUCUCGGUGCUGCUUUUUGUACUCUCACGUAUGGCACCAGCUGACUGGGAAAAUCCACACCCCUGCAAGCAGGACAACGACGAGGUGGAAAACAUCUGGGACAUGUUCAACGCGCUCUGGCUGACGAUGGGUUCGAUCAUGGGGCAGGGCUGUGACAUUCUACCGAAGGCCAUCUCGACCCGUUUGGUGGCUGGCAUGUGGUGGUUCUUUGCCCUCAUCAUGCUGUCGUCCUACACUGCCAAUCUGGCCGCCUUCCUGACGAUGGAGCGCAUGGAUGCAACGAUCGAAUCGGCGGAAGAUCUGGCGAAGCAGAGCAAGAUCAAGUACGGCGUCGUGAUGGGCGGCAGCACGAUGGCGUUUUUCCAGACGUCCAACUUCUCCACCUACCAGCGGAUGUGGGCAUCGAUGGAGUCGGCACGCCCGUCCGUCUUUACCAAGAGCAACGAUGAAGGUCGCGAUCGCGUCAUCAAGGGCAAGCGGAUGUACGCAUUCUUGAUGGAGUCAACCUCGCUCGAGUACAUCACCGAGCGGUACUGUGAUCUUACGCAGAUUGGUGGCCUACUCGACUCGAAGGGUUACGGUAUUGCAAUGCCCGUCAACUCACCUUAUCGUACGGCAAUCAGUGGUGCGGUGCUGAAGAUGCAGGAGGAAGGUAAGUUGUACCAGCUCAAAACACGCUGGUGGAAGGAAAUGCGCGGUGGUGGCCAGUGUACCGAGGUACCGAACGCGUCCGGUGAGAACGAGCUCGGUAUCGGCAACGUGGGUGGUGUGUUUGUCGUCCUUGCGCUCGGUUGUCUUUGCGCGUUCAUCAUCGGCAUCCUGGAGUUCCUGUGGAAUGUGCGUAAGGUGGCAGUGGAGGAGAAGGUUACGCCCUGGGAUGCACUUAAGGCGGAGCUCAAGUUUGCACUCAACAUCUCCGUCACGUCCAAACCGGUGCACAACACGCUCAGCGAAUCAACAGCCAGCGGGAAGAGUUCGUUGCGCUCGAAGUCGGAGUCCAGGCGUGGUUCAGAGCUGGCAGGACGUGGCAACAAUGUACGCACUGCGGCCAGCCUGAACAAUAUCGACAAGAUUGGUUUCGUGUUUGACAAGAACUAG
Molecule: messenger RNA, 2820 nt
Organism: Anopheles marshallii
Lineage: Eukaryota; Metazoa; Arthropoda; Insecta; Diptera; Culicidae
Product: glutamate receptor ionotropic, kainate 2-like
Exons: 7
Coding region: 1-2820 (939 amino acids)
Biological process (GO): modulation of chemical synaptic transmission; synaptic transmission, glutamatergic; monoatomic ion transport
Cellular component (GO): plasma membrane; postsynaptic membrane
Molecular function (GO): glutamate-gated receptor activity; transmitter-gated monoatomic ion channel activity involved in regulation of postsynaptic membrane potential
Source: RefSeq, a predicted model, not a curated record